CGGCUCCCUCGCCCGCAGGAUGCGCCGCAGCCCGCAGCCCGUCCGCCGCGGGGCCGUGCCGUGCGCGGUGGGGCAGUGCCCUGCCCCCGGGGCGGAGGUGCCGGACGGCUCCCGGGAGCGCCACUCGCCGCCGCCGCCGCCGGGCACCGCGGCACCCUGAGCUUGCGGCCGCGGCCCUGCGCACGCCUGGCGGGCGGCGCCGUGAUGCCCGGCGGCGGCGGCGGCAGCGGCGGCGGCGGCGGGAGGGCCCCGACGUAGCGUGGCGGCGAGGCAGCCCGGUCCCGCGGGGCGGAGGAUGGCGUGUCGCGGCGGCUGCUGCUCCAGCGCGGGUCGCCUGAACGCGGACAACGCGCGGUUCCUCCUGCUGGCGGUGCUGAUCGUGCUGUACAUGCUGUGCGGCGCCGCCGUCUUCUCGGCCAUCGAGCUGCCCACGGAGCGGGAGGCCAAGGAGCGCUGGGAGGAGCGGCUGGAGAACUUCACCCGGCGCCACAACCUCAGCCGCGCCGAGCUCCGGCACUUCCUUCGGGAGUACGAGGAGGCCAGCGUGGCCGGCAUCCGCGUCGAUGACAUUCGGCCCCGGUGGGAUUUCACCGGCGCUUUCUACUUCGUGGGCACCGUCGUUUCCACUAUCGGGUUUGGCAUGACCACCCCAGCCACCGUUGGAGGCAAAAUUUUUCUGAUAUUUUACGGCCUUAUAGGAUGUGCAGGGACCAUUUUGUUCUUUAACCUGUUCCUGGAGCGCUUGAUCACUGUCAUAGCCUAUGUCAUGAAGUCCUGCCAUGAAAGACAGCUGAGGAGGAAAGGGGUUCUCCCUCACAACAGCCGGCGGGGCUCAGGGACAUCUGAGGUGGACAGCCUGGCAGGCUGGAAGCCCUCCGUGUACUAUGUCAUGCUGAUUUUAUGUGUAGCAUCACUCAUCAUUUCCUGCUGUGCCUCUGCAAUGUACACACCGAUAGAAGGGUGGAGUUACUUUGACUCACUUUACUUCUGCUUCGUGGCCUUCAGCACCAUCGGUUUCGGUGAUCUGGUCAGUAGCCAGAACAUCAACUAUGAGAGCCAAGGUCUUUAUCGCUUUGGCAAUUUUGUCUUCAUACUCAUGGGGGUGUGCUGCAUCUAUUCCUUAUUUAAUGUGAUCUCUAUUGUCAUCAAACAAUCCAUAAACUGGAUAUUAAAGAAGCUGGACUGCAGGUGCUGCCACAGAUGCCAAAGAAAAUUAUUUCGUUCACGGAGGAAUGUGGUAAUGCCGGGAAAUGUGCGCAGCCGGAGAAACAUCUCUAUCGAGACUGAUGUUGUCAAUGAGAGUGACACAGACGGACGCCGGCUGUCAGGCGAGAUGAUCUCCAUGAAAGACUUCCUGGCCUCCAAUAAAGUCUCACUGGCCAUCAUGCAGAAACAGCUGUCGGAAACUGCUAAUGGCUAUCCGAGGCAAAUGAGCUCUAAUUCAAAGCAAAAUGGAUUCUCUGGUGGGGUUGGAGCCCUAGCAAUUAUGAAUAACAGACUGGCAGAGACAAGUGUGGAUAGGUAAAAGAAUUACAGUGAUAGUGAAACAGUGUGAACCAUUUCAACAAGCAUAGAAACAACAUGAAUCAAGUGGAAUUAGCUAGGGAAAGAGUGUCACAAGAGGGUGGGAUGGAUAUGAAUGGCAUACCUCCUGCUGGAAGACCUCUGACACUUUUUUGGGGCUGUCAAUGUCUUUACUCUUUGAAUUGCACAGUCUCAGCCCUCCUUCUUCUCCUUCCUUCUGUUCCUCAAGCAGAUCAUUGCAAAAGAAAUCUAAUUUAGCCUUCAGAUCAAUUUUCCAUGUCCUGUUCUCCCCAAUUUAUGUGAAAUACAGAUUUCAGGAUAAGAAAUCUGUGCUAUGGGAAGAAACCAAGUGUGUCUACUGAACACAUUCUUAAUUCAAAGAUUGUUCUGAGCUUUCUGUCUUAUUCUCGUCAUACCUGUUUUCUGAAAGUAGCUUACCUGAGACCAAAAGAGGAAUCAGCCUUUCUCUGUGAUAUUGUAGAUCUAAUUUAAUGGAAAAUAAUAUGAAAGUUGGUAGGACUAUUCUGGAGCUCUUGUGAUGUGAGUGAGAAGAGGCCUUGGCCUUUAGAAUUUAAUGUAGUCUUCAUUUUCCCUGUCAAAAUUUAUCCUACUUUUGUUUUCUUCUCUGCAUUUGCAAAACAAAUGAUUUUUUUUUCUAGGCUACUUUUUCUUCUAGAACUAAAUCACUGUGGCUUUCUGUUUCAAAAAUAUUAAAUGACAUUGAAAACUGCCACACUGAUGAGUUGUAUGAAUUGUUCCACAAGAAUAAUCAGAAACUUCCAAAUUCCAGUUCAUAUUUUGCUCAAUUGUGACUGAAGCAAUUGAAAAUCAGCAUUAUGAAAUGCAAGUAGUAACUGAGUUUACACAACAAUCUUUAGUACGCAAUUAGAUUGCCAUGCCAACAUUCAAUGUAUUAUUAUAAGUUACUGUGAUCACAAAAUCACUUUGGCAGUGUCCUUUUUACCUUUUAUGUAAUUCUGUCCUUCUUCAGCUGCUUUUCUGGUUUUCAGUGAUGGUAAUGGCAGGGUCUUGAUUAGGGACAUAGAAAAUAUUUAACUCCUCAUUUUUCUCAAUGAAAUGCUCCAAGCGUUCAUUAUGACUAGAAAGGAGAUUUCAAUGAGAAGAAUAAUAACAAGAGCAUGAAAACAGGAAAAGAGCUGAUCUUUAAUGACCAUGAGAUCAUCCGUUCUAUUAGGUAACUGGAGAAAUGAGGGAUUAAAUUAACAAAGUCUGGCAAGAAUUUAAGGAAGACUGGACUGGAUUCCUGAUUCUUCUUUAACCAUGCAAUGCAUUAAAGCUAAACAGUAUAUGAGGGUGUAAAUAAGCAGAACUGGUCAUGAAAGACCUGACCCAGUUCCCCCUGAAAAGAAUACUGCGUGCCUCAGGACCAAGUGUUUUCUCACAGCUAGAAAAUAUUGCAGAAUACUACAGGUUUAGGGAAUUUAAAACACCAUUAUGCAGUUCUUAAUUUCUCUCAUAUGGAACGAUGGAGACAGCCUCUUCAGCUUAAUUGUAUUAGGAACUAAUAUCAUAUCCUUGUUCUUCAUUCUGGCCAAAAAGUUAUUUUAUUUAGGUUCCAAAUGCUUUAGAAUAGCAUUUUAGUACUUAUUUUAAGCAAUAUAUGAAUUUGAAAACAAAAACAUACCUCUUGGAAUCCUUUCAUAUGAUAAAGUAAAACCAGAUAUUACUUAACUAGUGAAAAGAAUUGCAAGCUCUUUUGACAUAUUACAGCUAAAAUGUCCUGAUUAAAAGUCUAAUCCUGCUGUCCGUCCUUACAAGGAGAGCUUCAAGCUGAAGCCAUUAGUCCAGAUUUUGAUAUCAACUCAGCUGUGUAGCAGUGGAAUACCCCUAAGAGCAUCCCUUCACAUUUGCAUCCGUGUAAAAUCUGAAUUGGCUCCCAAACCCCAACUUUGGUGAGAAAAGCAGUCUGACUUGUUUUUUUGAGGAGGGGGGUUAUGUAUUAGCAAAAAUUGCCACUAAGUUAUUUUAGGUGAUAUUAUAGUACCCAAGAUCUAUUCUAUUGUUACACCUUUUUUCUUCUCCCAAGACCUUGUCUCAACCUCACUGAAUAAAAAUACUUGGAUAUAAAAAAAGUACCGCUCUGAAGCCUUCUUUCCAAACUCAUUCAGCAAUACCUUUGUUCACUGCCUGCAAACCUAAGAUACCUUUGUUACAGAAGUAUUCCUCAUGCUGCCAACUAGCAGAAAUUGUUUAGUACUUUACCUGUUGCUUAAGCAGGGCUCUCAUCCCAGGCAGAACAGCCACAGUCUUGAAAAGUGCAACUUCUCCAUUUAUGCCGAUCAUUAACUCUUAAGUUAUAAUCAUCAGAUUCUGCUGACCGCUAAAGGCAGAAGUUACUCAACACUGCUACCUUUUCCAGAUGAUUGAGGCAAUACACAUUUUCAUUUUAGACAAACAAACAAAACAUGCAAGUUUCUUUAUUAUAUAGUUCUGUAUCAUUGUUAAUGAAGGAUUUGGCUUCCAUAUAGGAUUUUCACUCAAAUCCUUCCAUAUGUAAUUAGCUUUCAAAAUUUGGUUCUGGAAGUCUAAACACAGAGCAAAAUUCAUAGCAAAAAGGUGAGAAAGCAAAUAGAAGGAGAGAAAAUCGUAUACAUUGAGGGAAAGAGAUAAACAUCCUGUAUAGUCAAUUCAACAGGGAUUAUUUAACUUAUAGAAUAUGACACAUUCUAGUAGCAAAUCAUUAGGACAGUCUUCAGACGAUUUCAGCUGCUCCCAAGACAUAAGGAAGUUACGUUGCUCCUUUCCAUUCUUUGUGAUACCAAGCCUCAGUUAUUCGUCACCACAGAGGAAUCUUUUAUCACCUAUUUUCAACAGAUCUGAAAACAUCUGUGGUUAUGAAAUCAAGGGACUAAUAUGUAGUCUUGAUCAAAUAGAUUGGGCAAGGCUGUAUGAGACCUUUGGUGUUUGCUAGCUCUGCCUUCAUUGAUCAGUCCUGAUCUCAAGCACUGGCUUCCCCAUGACCCGAGUCUGCCAGUUGUAAAUCUCUCUGCAGUGGUCUGAUUUCAUGUCCACUGAAGAUAAAGAGGGAAUAAGUGCACUAAUUUCAUCUCAUCGUCUCUAUUCAGAUGUGAAUUGCUAUUCCAGAGAUGGACCAGUACAUUCUGUGACUGUGCCAUCUUGUAUUAUGGUGUCAUCCUGUCCCCAGAAGACCUCUGACUUUGUCAUUGAGUUCCCUCUGUAGCAGCCACACUGAAUGCUGAGUGAGGUGGCUUUACCUAGGAGACCAUUAGAAUUCGUAGAGAACAUCUGGAGAUAAAUAAGAAGACAUUUAAGAUUGGAAAGAGACAUUCUGACUCCAGUCCAAUGGUGCUACUACAGUGGGUUUUGUUAAAGGCAUUGGACAGAGAAAUCCCAAAAAGCUCACUUCAUAAUUUAGCAUCAUGUUAGUUACAAUAAAAAUACAGACAACAUCACAUUUCUUGCAUUACUUUUUAAAGUAGUGAUCAGGAAUUAAAGGAAAUGGUGUCAAAUAGCCAGGGAUCUAUUUUCAAAGCUGUGCAAUCUAAAUUUUAAUGCUGUAUUGCUUAGCACUAAAAUCUCACUCAACAAGACAGAAGCCUUUUUUCAAAAGUACUGAGUUUCCCUAUUGCCUGCUAUGAAUUUGCAUGAUGGCUAAUGAGAUAUGGGUAUGGGGUUUUUAUUGAAAAAAUGUUUUAAGGAAAACCCUGGAUGUACUGAUGCUCUGAAUCUGCACUUAACAGGUCAGGAGUACCACUAAAAUCAGUGGGUUAAACUGCAAGUUGCAGCCUGGCAGACUGAAACUGAAAGUCCUUAAUGGAGUAAUCUGGAAGUUGGGCUUAUAGUUAUGCCACACCUUAAUAAUAUUAUUAUUGUACAAAACAAUUAUUGCACAUUGAAAGGAAAUAUUUAGUGCUAACCAAAAUACCAUCAAAUGAGUAAAGGUAGUCCUUAGGGUUUUCUGGCUAGUCAGGUUUUGCAGAUGCUUUGCUGGCUAUGUAGCUGUAAAGAAAGCUACAUUCAUCUCCAUGAAGGACACGGUCCUCUCUUUACAAGGACACGAACAGGCUUUUUGAAGGCAUCUAAUUCCUGCUGAAAUUCAAUUCACCUUGACUUUCAGUAGAAACCAAGUACCUAAUUCCCUUAGGCAAUUUCAGAGUCCCGACUGUGUAUUAGGUUUUGAAUUUAAGCUGACCUGACAGUGUCCCUGAAAAGUUCAAACACUUGCAGCAAGGUUUCAGUGCUGCCGGACAGUAAUAGCUGAAUUCAUUUAUUUAAAAGCCUUUUAUGGUAAACUCUUUGCAUCAACCAAAUAGCACAAGCAAUGUUUACAGUUUGUUUGACUUAAUCUUGGCCUCUGCCAGUUUUAAUUAUAUUUGACACAUUUACAAAUUGAAUAAAAAAGAGAAGGUUGGGCUGGACAUGAAAACCAAACUAGCUUCAUUUCUCAGAUGGAAUUAAUCAAGAGAAAGAGAUCAGGUUGGGGAAAGAGCUUUCUGAUUAACAUUAUAUUUGAAUAAAGUUCCUCAGGAGGUGGAGGGUAUUAAGUGGUUUGGAUGACUCCUCUCCCAACAGCUGUGGAAAUGGAGCCAUUUGAUAUGACCCACUGAUGUCCCCACUCUGGGAACAGCAGCUCAGCAAGCCUUAGCUGAGAGAAGGGUCAGCAUUUCAAUCAAUAAAGUUUGCAUCUUUUGUUGUUUUGAUUUCAGUUGCUAACAUUUGGAUAAUACCAUAAUUUCUUGCGCUCUUUAAGAACUAGCAAAGUUAUUUUGUUCCAAUUUAAUUUACAAGCUGUGGAACCAAGUGUUGUCUUUGCCCUGGGCAGAAAAUACUGCCAAAUAUACGAGUACAAUCUGUCUAUUUGAGAACUUUCACAGCAGUUUUUUGCUUAACCUAGGAAGUAAGAAUACAAUCCCUUCCCUCUUCCCUAUCUUCCAAACAUAUCUUGGCAACAAUGCCCACACAGUACUCUGUGCUUACCGUUUAAAAGGUCACAUUUCACUAGGAAAAUUAAAGCCAUUUCUUAUCAAGGUGGACUAACACAAUCCUAUUCUUUAUUAGAUUUAAGAGAAACACAGUGUGAACACAAAGAAUGACGCUUCAGGUCCAAGUAGUCAGAAGCUUUUUGAUAUGGCCCAUGUUUAUAAAGCUGUUUCAUGUCAGACCAGAGAAAAACUCCAACACUGCAGCUUUUUAAAGUCAUUAGUAAAUGUAAGGACAACCUUUUGGGAUGGAUACAUUAAUGUAUAUUUUGGUUUUCUACAGUUCCACUCUAAUAUUUGCCUUCCGUUUUCAUUAUUUGAAAUUAUUUGUGAUAAUAGAAUAAAGAAUAUAAAUUUGCAAAGAUUUUGAGAGCACAAUUGAGAGACUUGUUUAAAAUUAAAUAUCCUUUUCCUCAGGUCACUUAGCUUUUUAGAAAGGGAAAGUUUAAAUAAAAGUAGAAUCAACGAGCUUCCUUUCCAAGCAAGUGUGCCAGUUUCUGGAUUCCAAAUGGGUUUUCUAUUAGGUGUUCAUGCAGAAGCUCCCAGAGAGAGGAAAGAUGACCUAAUUUUCAAUUAUCUUUUUAAAUAUCUUUCAGAUCUAUUUCCCCUUUCAAAGCAUUAGAACACUGUCAGUGUUUUCUGUUUGUGGUCUUACCUGAGAAAACAUAACCUUGCUUUUUGAUACCUUUAGAAGAAAAAGAUGCACAUGAAUAAAAAUGAAAAUAACCUUACAUAACCUUUACAUGUACUGCUUGAGGCUGCAGAAAUCCUCCUUUUUUUGCUAACUAGGUUUGCAUCCAGCUCAUUGAAGUGGUUUGGUCUUAUUAGUGAAUAGUCACAGUUCAAAUUGCAGAAUCAUAAAAUCAUUUAAUUAGAAAAGACCUUUAAAAUCAUCAAGUCCAACCGUUAGAAUCACAGAAUGGCUGGGGUUGGAAGGGACCUCUGGAGAUCAUCUAGUUCAACCUCCUGCUAAAGCAGGUUCACCCAGAGCUGGUUGCACAGGAUCGCAUCCAGGUGGGUUUGUAAAGUCUCCAGAGAAGGAGGCUCCACAACUGCUCUGGGCAGCCUGUUGCGGUGCUCUGGCACCCUCAGAGUAAAGUUCUUCCUCACACUGAGAUGAAACUUCUUGUGUUGCAGUUUGUGCCCAUUGCCCCUUGUCCUGUCACUGGGCACCACUGAAAAGAGCCUGGCCCCAUCCUCUUGGCACCCACCCUUAAGAUGUUUGUAGACACUGAUAAGAUCCCUCUCAGUGUUCUCUUCUCCAGGCUAAAGAGGCCCAGCUCUCUCAGCCUUUCCUCACAAGGGAGAUGCUCCAGUCCCCAAGUCAUCUUCAUAGCCCUCCACUGGACCCUCCCCAGUACUUUGCCAUCUCUCUGGAACUGGGGAGCCCAGCACUGGACACAGCACUCCAGGUGUGGCCUCACCAGGGCAGAAUAGAGGGGGGAGGAUCACCUCCCUCGACCUGCUGGCCACGCUCCUCCUAAUGCCCCCCAGGAUCCCACUGGCCUUCUUGGCCACCAGGGCACACUGCUGGCUCAUGGACAACUUGCUGUCCACCAGCACUUCCAGGUCCUUCUCUGCAGAGCUGCCUUCCAGCAGGCCAGCCCCCAGCCUGUACUGGUGCGUGGGAUUGUUCCUCCCUUGGUGCAGGACCCUGCACUCGCCUUUCCUGAACUUCAUUGGGUUCCUCUCUGCCCAGCUCUCCAGCCUGCCCAGGUCUCGCUGAAUGGCAGCGCAGCCUGCUGGUGAAUCAGCCACUCUUCCCAGUUUGUGUCAUCAGCAAACUGGCUGAGGGUACCCUCAGUCCCUUCAUCCAGGUCACUGAUGAACAAAUACAAUCAAAGAACCUUAAAGUUGCAUUUGUUCAUCUGUUCUACAUGCUAGAAAUGAGCUGAUGGUCUGAAUAGUGGGUAUUGUGCUAAGUCUGUUAGACUUAAAAAGACUGGAAUCACCAUUGCUGUCAUCUCUGCAAUGGUCAGGGAGAUGCUGUGUGACCAGUAAAGUCCAUACUGCUGCUGCAGCAGCAAUUGCUGGCUAUUAACCUCUGGGCGUCGUAUUGUCUGCAUCUAGUGUACCGGGCCAGAAGUAAACAAGAGAUAAUGCUUUCCAGAACCACCAGUUCAGAAAUUCACAGAAUAAUUUACUCUGGAAGAGGCCUCUGGAUGCCAUCUAGUCUCCAAACCAUUUUCCAAAGCAGGUCCAGCUAGUUCCUGCCCAUGAGUGCAAAUAUCUGUAAUUUGCUGGGUGCUGCUGCUGCUGUGUGUAGCACUCUUGCGGUGUGCUGGGAGUGCCCUUCUCUCAUGAAAUACUGGCCAGCCCCCCAUACCAAGAGAAAAUGCCUUUCCUCUGCAGCUAUUGCAUUUGGGCAAAUACUUAGCUUACACAUUUCUUUGUAAAUAGCAUCUAGGCAGCUGCUUUUCUCAGCCUAAUACAUAGCAGAUGGGUAUUUUGAUCCUUAGAUAUCAUUAUGGUUGGUGGUGUUAUUACAGAUGGCACUAUAUGAAAAGGCCAGUUAGUCUAUCAGCCCCAGGCUUCUAGGCAGGGUAUUACCCUUUGGCAAGAAAGCCAUGGCAUCUUGGCUUAGCUCUGCAUGUUGGAUUUUGCUCCGUUCUUGGCUCAGGAACUGAUUCUUCUCCACUGAAAUCAAUGGAGACUUUGCUACUGGGCUCUUUAUCUGACAUUUUUCACAAGAAUUAAUUUCACUUUACAAAAUAAUCCAAAGAAAUGUUGAUUAGCCUUUAGCUUUGCUUUUACCUCCAGCUGUGCAAAUACUAUUUCUACUCAUGCAAUACUGAGUUCUGCACCAGCUUAUUACCCAGGGACCAUUAUUUGGUCUACAAAAUAAUAAUCUACUUAUAAGGAAGACUUACUUAUAAUUGAAAGUAUCCAGAUUAUUAUAUCUAAGAAUUGUUUAGUAGUCACUCAUUUCCUCAGCUGGAGAACUCUGACAAAUUUCUCAUUUUCCCUGAAACUUCCUUCAGUUCUGCAAGGACAGGUCUCGCUCUGUGCUUACUGCCUGUAUCACCUUGUUCUUUCCCUCAACUUUCUUCCCUCAGUCCACACCUGCAAGAACCUCUUGCCUUCUUCCCCCCCCCCCCCCCCCCCCUUCAUCUUUCUGUCAGUUCAUCAAAUCCUUCUCCCAGCCAAAUAUACGAUGGGGUUUGCCUCUGUUGAACAUUGCACUUGGAAGUGGACUCAUUGUCAAAAAAAGAUUGUCAUAAAACAAACACCUCUUUAUUCAAUGUAGAUUCAGAGCCCUACCUCAUCCAUUAAAUGUAAUCAUAAAGAUGUGUUUUUAUUAUUUUUCAUUCCUGCUUUCACUGAGAGUAGUAAGACAGUUUUUAGGGAGUUGGAAUACAAGUAUCACAUGCAGGUACUUGGGAUGGAGAGGAGCAGAAGUCACUUUGAUGCCAUGGCAGCUGGAAGGGAUAUUCUGCUUCUUUUUGUACAUCCAUUUGGCCUGCAAUUUGCACACACUUAUAUACUAUCGAAUGAUGCCUUCAGUAGAGGCUGAGUUGAUUGGUAGAGUCAUUAUUACUUUCGGCUUACCACAUUUUAAUAAAUGAAUGGGUCUGUGUUGCUCAUUGAGCACAGCAACAAUCAGUAACACUCCAGACUUCCCCACGUAUUAGGGAAGCAAUAGUCUUGACUUUAACUUUCUUCCCUGAGGACUAAUCUUCAUGGCUGCUAUAAAACACAACCAUGGCAUAGAGGCUAAAGACUUUCAUCUCAUCAUCUUCUCAGCCAUGACUUCACUGGCAUUUGAGUGCAAUUUCUUGCACCAGUACCAGAGGCAGUAAUAAGAUGUUCUUAAAGCAUUUUUGCGUGAAACCUCAUGGAAACAAAUUGCAUGUGAUCAGACUGUGCAUAUGUGUCUGUGUGCCUCCGCUCUGUUUUAAACAUGGACCAAUUUAAAAAAAAAAAUGCCAAAGGGGGAGAAGUCUCACACAGAAUUGACAUCCUGGAAGUUUUCAUAAAUGUUAGCACCUCACCUGAGAAAAAGUCUGAGAAGCAGGCUCGCAACCUGUCAGAUACAAGAAAAGCCACACAAAACAGGUCAGGAGGGAAAAACAGUGAGAUGCACAAAGAGAAUGAUGUUCUGAAUAUCCUGUCAGCCGAGAAGGUGUCAAAGAGAGCUUACACCUCCUCAGACAUGCAGCACAGAUCCCAAGGGAGAACAGUGAGUGUUGCGAUACUUUAGCAUCACUAAAAAAAAGAUCUCUUUAAUCUGCCAAGAUUUUAACUUUUUUAUUUAUAGCUCAGUCCCUACCCUGAGCUCUGUUACCUUCCUUGGAUGCCCUGUGCUUAAACCACUGAAACUACAGAAAUGUGUCACCUUAUCUGCAAAAGAUUUGGUCCAUGUUUGACACCAUGCACGGAUCUGUGCAACAGCAAGUAGUAUCCACAGACCACAGUUCAUGACAACAAGAAAUCAGAGAACUUUGUUGUGCUUUUCAUGCAUUUCCAGUGUUAGAGAUUCUACAGUUGUCCCAGGCAACCUAUUGCAAAUUUUUUUAAAAAAAAAAUUUCUAAAUGCUUAAUUUCACUUUCCCUAGCUACAGCCAAAGUGCAUCGGUUGCAUUCUAGCCAUGCUGAAUACGGAGAUUAGAAUAUUCCCUUCCUUUUCCAAAAGAAGUGAUUUUUCACAAUAUCUCCAUUCAGUCUUCACUAUGUCUGACUACAAAAAUCCCCUUCCACGUGUGACAUCUCCUAUAGUUGCUCUACUGUACUCCAGACUAUCUGCUAGAUCCACUUUUUUCCCCUUUGACAUACGGUGCUCAAAAUCAGAUACAGUGACUCAGAAAAUAUUUUAUUAACGGAACAUGGAGCAGCAUGAUUAUUUUCCACAUCUUUCUUACAACAACCUGUUCAUUUAGGUUCUGGGCUGUUGCUUGCUAUUUUAAAGUACUGUUGAUUGAUCUUCAAUUUGUCAUAUGCUAUUAGCAUCAAAUUAUUUUUGGCAAAACUGUUACCUACACUGUAGUGCCUCUAGUCUACAUAGGUGAUUAUUCCUGUGUACCAUCUUACAUUAUUGUUGAAUUGCUUCUAGUUUUUCAGAUCACUUUUCCAUAGCCAUUUGGGUUUGAAUUCUAGUCCUCAGCAUCUUUGACAGCCCUGACUGUCACAGCACUCUCAAAGCUAGCCAGCUGCAAUAAGGUCUUUUACCAUCUCAUACCAGCAUACUCUUUAUGCCAGCCCCUCUGCUGCCUUCUCCUAGUCUCUUCUCAUCCAGGGUACAUGUUCUUUCUCUUCUCUCUGCUUCUUCCUCCUCUCUCUUCCUCAGCUUCUCUCUCUUCAUUGGCUGCCCCACCACUGAACAGAACCAGCCACAGCAGCACCUUAUCUACAUCAGCCAACCCACCACCCCUAAAGCCAGCCCACAGCUUUAUGUUAUCAAUAUUAAUAAACCCAGCUUCAUUCCUCUAUAUAUGACUGUCUGAGAUCAUCUUCAGACUUAAAAAUUGUGUUCUCUAUUCCAUCAUCCAAGUUAUUAAUAAAAAUAUUGACCCAGGGAAAGUUUUGCAAAACCCAGCAGAUACCUUCCUCCAGUUUGAAACUAAACUAUCACUCUGCAAAUGCUGCUGUUCAAAUAAUGUUUCCCAAUCAAUUUUGCACUCAUCUCAUGCUAGUUUCAUCAAAUGUAAAUGACAGUAAGCUGCAGUUGCAAUAUUUUUAUUCCAGGUUGUGAAAUAUGAGCCAGAAAUAGCUUUCAGAUCCCUGAAUGAAUUUGCACAAGUGUUUAGUAGGGGAAUGAAUAGUUAAAAUUUAAAAUCAAACAAAAGUAAAUAUUGAUUUGCCAAGCCUCCAGCAUAAACCCCUGCUCUGUCCUUUUACAGUCACAUCUUAGAAAAAAAUUGUGUUCCCAGAGCUACAGAAGUGGGUGAAACUACUUGAAAGACUACCUGGAAGAAUUCAGUCUGAAAAAUACAAAAGUACUUUGGCAAUAACACAGUAGGACUUGGGUUGGGUUUUUCCCUCCAUGUCAUGUAUUUCUGUUUUACUGAUUAAAAUCCAUUUAAAAAAUCAAACAUCACCACGGAAUAUUAUUCUAUAAAUAUGAGUUCAAUUUUAAUUUAAGUUUGUACAUCAAAUCCUAUUUUAGGUGAUAUUAUGCUAGAAAUAUUCAUCCUGAGUGGCUAAAAGUGAAAGGUUUUUCAAGAACAAUUUUCCCUUGAUGUGUGAGGCUGUUGAUUAUCUUUUUGAAACAGCAGGAGGAGAGCAGGAAUAGAGCUGUGUGACCAGCAUAUCACAGAAACUUUCUUGCUUCAAUCCCCAAAACAAACCUUGUGGAUUGAUAAUGAAUAGGCUGAAUGUGAGGGAGUUAAUUAUUUGUUUGCCUAAGGCAUCUUGGCUUAUGGUCCACUGGCAAAUGCUUGUCUGACAGCAAAAAAAACCAAAAAAGGUGUAAAAUGUACUUUGUGUUCCCAUCAGAUACUCAUUGUAAGGAAAUCUUCCUUGCAGGGAAGCUGGUCUGAGCUAAGGUUUGCUGGAGAGAAGUCAUGCUGCUCCCUUUCUGAACUCUGGAGAGUUAUAUAUUAAAUAUACAAAAUCCGCUUUGUGGGAAGUAGGUCAAUACAGUAAAGACAUCACUCUCUUGAUUUUGAUAAACUUUGAAUGGGCUCAUGAGAGGAGUUGUAUCACAACUGUUUGGCAACAUGAGAGGAGUUGUAUCACAAUUGUUUGGCAACAGUCAUAACUGCAAUUUCCAGCACAGAACAGCACAGGGCCUCUGGGAGCAAAUAUAAGUUAAUAGUAUUAGUAAACAACAGAGACAGUGUAGAACAGCACCACAGAGAAGAAAGUGAGGAGAACUCACUAAAAGUGACAUUGGAUGUUGAUGAGGACUAGAUGUAAGCUGGGACUUUUAAACGGGAAGCACUGGUCUCCUUUCAGGUGGACGGUAGUGUGGGAGAUUUUUAGGGCUGCUUUUUCCAGAAGUUGUCCUUAAGUGUGUAAGCAAAUGAGCCUGCUGCAUGCAGUAUCCUGAUAAUUCUGGUGCUGUAGUAAGCUGCAGCAGGAGGAUACGUGAUAAUCAAAGCAUGUCUGAGUUGUUAUUACAGGAACAGAGUAUUCUUCCGAAGGACUGAAGUAUCUUCAUAGACUGGGUUCCUCCCAAAUAAAAUCUCCAAAAGAUCUAAAUUAUUUAGGUGCCUGAACCUGAAAUUAGAGUUAUUUUCAGUCACGUUCUAAGGGCGACUUUAAAACAGUGUCUAUGUUUCCAACACCAGCCUGCUGCACAGUGUGGUCAUGUCACCCCAAACACCUUUGACAUGAACACAGCCACCACCUGCUUCCCACUCACUGUGCUGGGGACCCUCUGCGACUUGCAGGGGUGAAGGUACACACAGCCCCAUACCACAAAGGCUGCUGUGAUUGCAGUAGCAAGGGAUUUCCCCACUCUUGCUGUUUGUUUUCACAGUUAUCCAGCGGUGAUUUUCCCAGGGAGCGGGCUUGCCAGCCAGGUAACCUCCCAGGUACCACGUUCCAGGGCACCCACCUGCAGCCCUGCGUCCAUGCACUGCUGUGGCAGAAAAUGCUGCACCUCAGCUGGCUGCCCGGCCUCCGAUGGAGGUUUCGCUGCCCAGCCAGCAGGUCAAGUGCCCUGACCCCCUGCACAUUGCUGGGGCAGGUGCUCACAGGGAUGGGCAGUUUUGGAAGAGCUUAAGGAUGAAAUUGUAAGAUUCUGCUCAGGUGUUCCUUUACUUUAAAAGCCUCUCCACUAAUAUAGCUAUUAAAGAUCACCAUAAACAAGUUUUUUAAGUGAGCAGCAGAACUAAUAAUGCCUGUGUCAUACAAAUUUAUGUCACCCAUACUUGUUCCCUGUAAAGACUGUAACAUCCUCGUAUUCCCUAUAUCAUUAGCAAACAAAUCCAGCCCCUUUCCUUCUAUUCCCAAUGACACCCUAAUCCAAUACUCCACUGGAUAUCAAAUAUUCAGAUAGUCUCAGCUCCCUCCUGUAGCCAUAGCAAGCCCACCAUGUUAUCCUGUUUUCCACAUGUUUAAUACCCGUCUCCUGUGUUGCCCCCUGCUCCCUGGCCAGCUCAUCCUAAGCUGGCAGUGCCUGGGCAGGCUGCUAACAGGCCAGGUAGCAGCUUGCCCUGCCCUUCCCUCAGGCACACUUCUCUUCUAGGCAUUACCUUCACAAAAUUUGUAGAAAUUUAAUAUAUUUCAUAUUUCUACCCCUGUAUCAAAUGUGGUCAAAAAUAACCAAGAGGUUCAAAUGCUUUCAAAGAGUCCCAACAGUUGCGUUACCAGCUCAUUACCAUCAAAAACUGUGAGCAGGAGGCUGUAGCCAUGACACAGCUCUAAUACUAAAUAGGUAUUGUGAUGGGGGAAAGGAAUCUGCAUCUGACUUAGUCCAACUGCCAGCACAAAUGCUCUAAUAACUAAUUAGAACUAGGGUAUUCCAGGAACAAUAUCAGAAUAUUUCAGGGACAGUGGAAAACCUGAAGAAUAAUACUUCACAUUCAUAGAGCUAGAAAUAACUCUGAGGCACUCCAGCAACAUUGUGUUAUUACCAGAUGUAAUACCACAAAGUACUUGAGUAUAUUCUAUUUUAAAGAGAAAACAUUAAAGUGCACGAGAUGGGUUCUAAGCAAUAUUUAUAGAAGCAAGUAAAAAAGCUACUGCCUGUAUCUCCAAAGGCAGCUCAAUGAUGACAUCUGCUCAAGGUACAAAGCAAGUGAAAAAGAAGUAGCAUGUUAAACCGUAUUAAGAUGUGUUAUUGUACUAUAUAGAUUAGAUGUCCUCAUCCUGGUUUUAUUGUAAUAGCUUGACAACAAGAUGAUUAGUAAAAGUAAAAAAUAAAAAAAA
Messenger RNA from Falco peregrinus (peregrine falcon), 15299 nucleotides. RefSeq names its product potassium two pore domain channel subfamily K member 13 (gene KCNK13). NCBI's taxonomy places the organism in Eukaryota, Metazoa, Chordata, Aves, Falconiformes, Falconidae. The record is from RefSeq and is a predicted model, not a curated record. The coding region runs from base 296 to 1525 and encodes 409 amino acids. Gene Ontology annotation, cellular component: membrane. Gene Ontology annotation, molecular function: potassium ion leak channel activity. Gene Ontology annotation, biological process: potassium ion transmembrane transport; stabilization of membrane potential. The transcript is spliced from 2 exons.